Danaus plexippus (monarch butterfly) is the source of this 2310-nucleotide messenger RNA. It is a transcript of the gene MOF, whose product is annotated as histone acetyltransferase KAT8-like. The transcript has a single exon. The record is from RefSeq and is a predicted model, not a curated record. Gene Ontology annotation, biological process: regulation of DNA-templated transcription. Gene Ontology annotation, molecular function: histone acetyltransferase activity. NCBI's taxonomy places the organism in Eukaryota, Metazoa, Arthropoda, Insecta, Lepidoptera, Nymphalidae. Bases 104 to 1432 code for a protein of 442 amino acids.
UUUAUUACUCUAUAAUCUAUGUUCAGAAUAGCAUGGCUACUCCCGCUUCAAUAGAUUGUGUUGCGCGGUAUUGCGUGAUCCAUUUAAUGGUUUAGUGUUUAAUAUGGCAAAAGGUGAUAAAGAGUUAGAAAAACCUAUUGUGAACAAUGAAUUACCUAAUCCGGAGUGUCGUAGCACCGAUAAUGAAGACUCAGAAUCCACACAAGAGCAACCUCUGGAUAUCGGAGAGCAUUAUUUAGUGCGGCGUUCCGAUGAGUCAUGGCACCCGGCUGAGAUUAUACAGACGCGGUACAACGCCGCGGAAUCGUGUUAUGAAUAUUAUGUACAUUAUGUUGGCUACGAUAGAAGGCUUGACGAAUGGGUUUCCCGCCACCGGGUUAUGUCUGAUAGAUUUGACGUCUGUGAAAAUUCUAAUAACAACAUAAACUCAGAUCAUUUGCUCACCGACAAGUCGGGCCGCAAAAUAACACGCAAUCAAAAACGUAAACAUGAUGAAAUCAAUCAUGUUCAGAAGUCUUAUGCUGAGAUGGAUCCUACAACAGCGGCUUUGGAGAAGGAACACGAAGCUAUUACCAAAGUUAAAUACAUCGAUAGGAUACAGAUAGGUAAAUACGAGAUUGACACUUGGUACUUCAGCCCCUAUCCCGAUGAAUACGGAAAACAGUCGAAACUAUGGAUUUGUGAAUAUUGUUUGAAAUACAUGCGUAUGGAGAAAACAUAUAGAUACCAUCUGAGCGAAUGCACGGCUAGGCAGCCCCAGGGAAGCGAAAUAUACAGGAAAGGCACCAUAGCCAUCUUUGAAGCUGAUGGAAAAGAGCAUAAAAUUUAUUGUCAGAAUUUGUGUUUACUGGCAAAAUUGUUUUUAGAUCACAAAACUCUUUAUUUUGAUAUCGAGCAGUUUCUAUUUUACAUCCUAUGUGAGGUUGAUAAGCAUGGGGCGCAUCUUGUUGGAUAUUUUUCAAAAGAAAAGGACUCGCCAGAAGGCAACAAUGUUGCCUGUAUACUAACAUUACCACCAUACCAAAGACAGGGUUAUGGUAAGUUGCUCAUUGCUUUCAGCUAUGAACUAUCGAGACUAGAGCAAGUAGUUGGUAGCCCUGAAAAGCCAUUAUCAGACUUGGGGAAGCUCAGUUAUAGAUCUUAUUGGUCAUAUGUAUUAUUGGAGGUGUUAAGUGCGAGUCGCGGUACACUUAGUAUCAAGGACUUGAGUCAGAUGACUGGGAUAUCACAGACCGAUAUAAUAUCCACAUUACAAUCAAUGAACAUGGUUAAAUAUUGGAAAGGACAGCAUGUGAUCUGUGUCACACCAAAGAUAGUAGCGGAACAGCUAGCGAGUUCGCAUUUCAAGAAGCCUCGGUUAUGUGUCGACCCCUCCGCAUUGAGAUGGACGCCUCCUAACAAACAAGGGAAUGCGGCCAAAGCUAAAAAGUAGUAUAGGCUUGCAGGCAGGGCUUAGAUUUACAAAUUUUUAUCUAGUCCGAGCCUGUUUUAAUGUAUUUACUUUGACUAUAUGUGAUCUUACCUAAGUAUUUUGAUUAUAAAAUUUUUAGAUAAGUCCAAUAGUAGUUGAAUGUGUAGCUGACGGCAUUUGUUUUAAAAAUUGUAUAUUCAUUAUAAUUAGUACAUAAUUUAAUGCUUUGAUGUAAUGUCAUAUGCUACGCAACAGUUCCCAGUGAAAUCAACAAAAUACAUGCUUCUUAAAAUAUUUUUUGGAACAAAAGUCUACAUAGGAUUUUCUUAGUUAGUGUUUAGUAAUUUAAGAUAUAAUGUGUGUUAGUAAGUGCAUUUUACCUUUUUUUUUUCUCUGUUAAUUUCAAUUAAUCUAAUGUUCAUACAAAUUUGAUUUUGGUUUUCCGUUUGACAACCUCAGUUCCUUUAUGUACUGGUAAAAGUGAUAUUAUUGAUAAGUUUGAAAUUAGGUUUUCUUAUUUUAGGUAUUUUUUUUCUGUGUAAAAAGUGUAGUAUAUAUUUAAUUUCUGUACAUAAUAAGUUAAAAUAAAAACAAUACAAGGGUUAUUAAGUUUUAUUUGAAAUAGAACUUCGAAGUAUUAACAAAAAAAAAAUACAUUAGUUAAUCAAGUGUUAAGAUGUGUAACAUACUUCGUGAACAAUAAACGGUGUAGAAUAGACAAAGUUAAUGAUGUAUCCUUAUUAAUUAUGUUAAUAUUUGUUUGUCUAGUAUUUGCUGUGAAGCAAAGUUCUUCCCAAUGUCAUUUAGAUUCUGUGAAUCCAUCAGUUUUCACUGUUUAUUUGUGAUAAUUAUUUAGCUGUAAGGAAAGGUGUCAUUAAAGAAAAAUAAACAAUGAAUAA